CUUGAGCGUAGUUUCAACGCAAAUAAAUUGUCGCUUGGGGAAAACCCUUGUCGGUUCUUCCACUUUUUAGAAAAUAACAGUUAACUGGUCAGAAAUUCACACCACCGCAAGAAGAAUGGACCUCCGGGAGUCGAUCAGGAACCAAAUCGACGUCGGUUUAGGCAUUGCCAAGCAUCUGCUCUUAACCGAAGCCCAGAGCUCUAAUUCAGUCUUCUCGCCGCAGUCCAUCCAGGUGGUGCUCAGCCUUAUUGCGGCCGGGUCCAAGGGUGCCACCCUCGAUCAGUUGCUUUCUUUCCUCAAGUCAAAGUCAAAUGAUCAAUUGAAUUCCUUGUCGUCCGAGCUCGUUGCUGUGGUUUUCGCGGACGGCAGCUCAAGCGGUGGGCCACGUUUGUCGUUUGCCAAUGGCGUUUGGGUGGAUAAGUCUCUUUCUCUCAAGCCUUCCUUCAAACAAGUUGUGAAUAGUGUAUACAGGGCUGCUUCUAGUCAAGCUAAUUUCCAAACAAAGCCUGAUGAAGUGACUAAUGAAGUAAAUGCAUGGGCUGUAAAAGAGACAAAUGGCCUUGUCAAAGAGGUUCUUCCCUCUGGGUCGGUUGACCAUACAACCAGGCUCAUAUUUGCAAAUGCACUAUAUUUCAAAGGAGCUUGGAAUGAAAAAUUUGAUGCAUCAACUACAAAAGACUAUGAUUUUUACCUUUUGAAUGGAAGCUCAGUUCAUGCACCCUUUAUGUCUAGCACAAAUAAGCAACUUAUUAGUGCCUUUGAUGGGUUCAAAGUCCUGGGACUUCCUUAUAAACAAGGUGAAGAUAAACGCCAAUUUUCCAUGUACGUCUUCCUUCCAGAUGCAAAAGAUGGGCUGCCUUCUUUGGUGGAGAAAGUGGGUUUGUCAGGGUUUGUGGAUCAACACCUUCCACAGAAAAAAGCGGAAGUGGGUGAUUUCAGGAUUCCAAAGUUUAAGAUUUCCUUUGGAUUUGAAGCUUCCAAAACUCUCAAGGGAUUAGGACUGGUGUUGCCAUUCUCUGGUGAAGGAGAUUUGACAGAGAUGGUAGAGUCUUCUGUUGGUAAGGAUCUAUAUGUUUCAAGCAUAUACCAUAAAUCCUUCAUCGAAGUAAAUGAGGAAGGCACAGAAGCUGCAGCUGCAUCUGCUAGUGUCAUAAGUGACAGGAGUCUGGAUAUUCCUCAUAAGAUUGACUUUGUAGCUGACCAUCCAUUCUUGUUCCUGAUCAGAGAAAACAUGACUGGAGUGGUGCUGUUCAUUGGCCACAUUCUUGAUCCCUCGCAGACCAAGUGAAUCUUCUUCACUGGAGAACACGUGUAAGUAGAUCAAGCCCAACGUAAAACCUUUUUUAAUGACUAGUAAUGUAUGGCUGAUGUGUUGUAUUUCGCUUCUUAUGGUGUCUAGCGGAGUUGUUUAAUGCCAGGCGUGAACUUUUGUGUCAAUGUAUUUGCCUCAACACAUUUAAAAUAAAAAGGAAAAUAAACUUCAGGUGAAGGAAAAUCAAAAGAGAAAAAGAGUUUAUUCAAA
Messenger RNA from Jatropha curcas, 1522 nucleotides. RefSeq names its product serpin-ZX. Gene Ontology annotation, molecular function: serine-type endopeptidase inhibitor activity. The record is from RefSeq and is a predicted model, not a curated record. Lineage: Eukaryota; Viridiplantae; Streptophyta; Magnoliopsida; Malpighiales; Euphorbiaceae.